AGUAAAACCACAAAAUUAAAGACAACAGUAGUUUUCCAUAAAAAUUGUAAAAUCCGCAAAAUGCUCAAUCCAACAGUAGCCCAAUUGAUCGUUUGGCUGUUGAUUAUAUAAAUUGGGCUGACUAACUAACAAAAAUCGACAAUAAUAGCCCAUUAUGAUCGGAGAUCUCAUUACAAAUCAAACUAAUAUAUAGAGACAUAGAGUAAUAGUUUUUUUUUAAUUUAUCAACAAGAGUAAUAGGUUUAUAUGGAGAUGUUAUUAUAUGACAUAUUUCCGACUAAAAGAUUCUUACGAACAUGAUUAAUGGAUUUUUUUAACGGAAUAUAAGAAACAGUUUCUUUAACUUUUGACUAAAAACUAAAAAACGAUUCUUAAAUAUCUUAUUUAAGAGUUGAUUCUUAAUUUUUUUAGUUAAAAAUUAAAAAAAACGAUUUUUCUAUAUUCUGUUAAGUACCCACCCUAAAAAUUCCCUUUAGUCAUGUUCUAAAAUCAUCACAUAAUCAUGUAUCUGUUUUUUAUUCAUGCUUAUAUAACACUUUUUUAAGCCUUCAACACACACGCCGGAGUUGGAGUACUACUAUGUUGACACAAAUUUAAACGUGCACCCAAUCAAGUCUCUUCCCUCCAACCUCUAAUGGACACGUAUCUUAUACUAAUUUUUAAAAUAUUUCUAUCACAUUUGUUCUAUAUAUUUAAGGUCAUGUCUUGAGAUCAAACAUUUACCAACAAAACAACGCCCAAUCAAGAAAAGCUUUUGAUAAUGACAUCCUCAGGCACCGGCGCUUCCUUCCUCCUCCUCCUUCUUGCACUGGUGAUGGUUGUGGCCACUGCUGAUUAUUACGUGCCACCACCAACCACGCACACUCCUUCAGAACCUUACGUUCCGCCCACCAACUUCACAUCUCCGGUUAAGACUCCAUACUUGCCAAACACUGAAAUCGCCAUCGAAGGUCUCAUCUUCUGUAAAUCUGGCAACGAAACCUACCCUCUCCAAGGGGCCAAGGUCAAUGUUGUGUGUCCUAUCGUGGACUCAAACGGAAGGCUAGUGGCUAAGGCUACACUCUCGAGCUACCCAACGGACUUGAAAGGAUACUUCUACUUCAUCACGUACGGACUCUCCCACAAGGUGAAGAGCAUCAACGGCUGCAAAGUGAAGCUUGAGAGCUCUCCGGUCUCCACGUGUAAGACUCCGACAAAUGUCAACAAAGGUGUCACCGGAGCUACACUCUCUUCUGACAGCUCCAAGUUCAUUAGCCGCGACAACUUGGACCUAUACAUCCUUGAACCUUUCUAUUUCUCUAGCCCAGUGUCUCCCAAACCGGUUUACUAAGAAUUACAAUCGAUCAUUAGACCGCGGUUUAUGUAUAUAAUAUAUUGUUCGCUCUUACUCUAUAAUCUACUCUCGUUCUUUGAUUCCUGGCCAUGUUUGCCAUUUGAUUUUUUUUUUUGGAACAAACCAUACUUUCAUUACUACUAGAAUUCAAGUUUAAGGAGCAUAUAAUGCUUAUUUUCAAGACGAGGAACAUAAUUAAAGGAGAUAGAUACAAGGGAUCCACAGAGAUGUCAUGCAAGAUUCCUUAAAUGUCAAUGAGCUUGUCUUGUGAGGACAGCGUAGAUACGAGCGUUUUCGAGUCAGACCAAAAGAUGACCAAGGUGAACCCCAAAGAUACUGCAUCUGAGAGUGCAGCUUUAACCGCAAAAGCUUCUGCAAUAAGAGCAGGACCGACAUGGCUGCGGUUUGAAAACAUGGAUCAUGUAGAUCCUGUUAUAGGGUCCUUGAAAAUCCAGCCAAAACAUCUCUUAUUUGUCGCCGAGAUCCAAGCUGCAUCAACAAAACAUUGCGUCUGUUUGAGCAAAGGAGUGGGCAUGGACAACUUAGGACAAGUGCUUUUUUGUCGCCGUUAACACCGAUAAUGAGUUUAUCAUAUACCCAAUUAUUACACUUAGGACAAGUGCUUUUUAUACUUGUAUUUUUUAUUUUCGCCAGUAAGUUAGUGAUCAUUAUUACUCAAUUUCUCAAGUAACCGGGAAAUACGGCGGAAACGGAUAUUUAUUGUCAAAUACACAACUCGAAACUUACCUUGAAUAUGCAAUAUGAAGAAGGCACAUGCUCUAUCCGCUCUAUUCGAACAACUAGUACUGCUAGUGGGGUUUGCUUAAGUAAAAACCACAAUAUAAUAAACGAAAAUUAGCUGGUUAAAAACAGGGCCGUGCCUGCAAAAGUUGGGCCCUGAAGCAAAAAAAAAUUUUUUGGCCCUUUACUUUCAGAAAAUAUAUAAAAAAGUUGAAAAUUGCUUCCUCGUUAGUCGAACCCGUCACCUUGAGAUAAAGGCAUGAUGUUUUAACCAAUAGAGCUACAUCAACUUUACGUACAGAUUGGCCCUAUAAACUAUAAUAGCCGUUCGGGCCCUGAAGCACAUGCUUUAUUAGCUUGUGUUCAGGCCCGGCCCUGGUUAAAAAUACAAUUGAUCUUAUACUUCAGUACAAAAGUCGUUUAUAUUUUCUUACUUAUGCAAACAGUUCAACUUAGGGCUGGGCAAAUAAACCGAACCCGAAAACCCGAACCGAAUCCGAUCCGAUAAAAAUGAAUCCGAACCGAUCCGAACCCGACAUAAAUACCAAAUGGGUCUUGUUUUGUGGUAUUUCGGGUUAUGGGUAUUAUCCGAACCGAACCUGAAUCUAAAUGGAUAUCCGAUAGAACCCGAAACAUUCAAAACCUCGAAAAGAUCUUGUACCAAACAUGAUCUCAAUUCCUAAUAUGUAUCCAAAAUACACUAAGAAAUAUUGAACAUAUAAAAUACUUAUCUAUUACAUGAAGGUUGGUGGUUCUAUUACAUGAAGGUUGAUGGUUAAAGAUGGCCGUUGAAUUUUGAAGUAUUUAGAUUUUGAUUUUGUUUUCGUUAAACAAUGUUUCUCAUUUCAUGAGAACUUGGUUUUCGUUUUAUGCUUUUAUUUAUCUGGUUUUCUUUUUAUCAGUAAAUAUGUUUACUUUUCGUUUGAUUUUGAAUGAUCACGGUUGAUGUUCCUUAUUUUUGAAUCGAUUUUACUUAAGUUUUGGUUACAAAAUAGGUACAAAUCAGGUAUUUUAAAACUGA
Molecule: messenger RNA, 3095 nt
Organism: Brassica napus (rape)
Lineage: Eukaryota; Viridiplantae; Streptophyta; Magnoliopsida; Brassicales; Brassicaceae
Product: proline-rich protein 3-like
Exons: 2
Coding region: 761-1330 (189 amino acids)
Source: RefSeq, a predicted model, not a curated record